Babesia bovis T2Bo is the source of this 814-nucleotide messenger RNA. RefSeq lists its product as uncharacterized. NCBI's taxonomy places the organism in Eukaryota, Apicomplexa, Aconoidasida, Piroplasmida, Babesiidae. The transcript has a single exon. Gene Ontology annotation, cellular component: cytoplasm; eukaryotic translation initiation factor 3 complex. Gene Ontology annotation, biological process: regulation of translational initiation. The coding region runs from base 26 to 769 and encodes 247 amino acids. The record is from RefSeq and is a predicted model, not a curated record. Gene Ontology annotation, molecular function: translation initiation factor activity; ribosome binding.
UAUAUUCUUGCGUAAAUUUAUAAACAUGGAGACUGACGCAACGACGGAUGCCAGGAAAAACGCAGAGGCGGUGUUAGCAUCGCCAGCAUUGCAGUACAAUAUUUCAGGUAUACCCGCGCUUACGGCAUACCUUGACGAGCAGAUGGAAAAGGCCAAUGCUUAUAGCCUGGAUAACAACGUUGCUAUACUUAAAAUAUACACACUGUUCCCUCAUAUAGCAGAUCCUCUCGUCAUACAGAAAAUAUUGGUCCAAUGUCUAACGCAACUGCCGGCAAACGAUUUCAAUAUCUGUUUCGCACAAGUACCACUGCCAACACAAGAACAUCCAGUGAUCGCAAAGGUAGUGGCAUUGCACAAUUUGCUACAAAACUGUCUAUUUCAUAAAUUUUGGGAGGAAGCACGUCAUAACAUGAUGGAUAACGACGAUCGAACAUUCUUAGACGUACCUGGACUUAGGGAAUCAAUUAGGAGAUUCAUCCUAGAUGUAGUACCAUUGGUAUACUUACAAAUGAGUGUGCCGGAAUUAAGGUCAAUGUUGGAUUAUCCUUCCAACUGCGAGGAGUUCGAACAAUUGCUGAAGUCAUAUAAGUGGACACUCGAAGGUGGAUACAACAGAGAUGACCCAAACUCUGGAACAUGCGUGCCACCAACAAGAGAUGAAGUGAUCAAACAACACAUGGCACAAGACAAGGAACCGGGAGUUGAAAAGUAUUUCAAACUCGACACCAUGAGGACAUACUAUUCUACCUUGAAAGGUGCCUCAGGCUAGACACAACACACAGCUUGAACCCUAAUUAAAUGCCGCAUAUAUAUC